AUGGCUUCCCUAUCCCUCCUCUCCCGUCCUCCUCUCUCCUCCUCCCUUCUCCGCCACCACAACAAUGCCGCAAUCGCCACCUCCACCCGCCUUGUCACCUUCAAUUCCCCUCGAUAUCUCUCCAUCAAAGCCUUCUCUGCCCCAACCCCUGUCCAACCACUAACCCAAGACGAUCUCAAAAAACUCGCGGCGGACAAGGCGGUAGAAUACGUCAGCUCCGGGAUGGUUCUCGGACUCGGCACCGGUUCCACCGCCGCCUUUGUGGUAUCCAAAAUCGGUGAACUCCUCGCAUCCGGCGAACUCAAAGACAUUGUCGGCGUACCCACAUCAAAAAGAACUCAAGAACAAGCCGCUUCCCUCGGGAUCCCCUUAUCGAUCCUCGACGAUCAUCCCAAACUUGACCUCGCAAUCGACGGCGCAGAUGAAGUUGACCCUGAUCUCAAUCUAGUCAAAGGCCGAGGCGGCGCCCUCCUCCGUGAAAAAAUGGUGGAAGCCGCAUCCGACAAAUUCGUGGUGGUUGUCGACGAUUCGAAGCUUGUUUCUGGAUUAGGUGGAAGUGGAUUAGCAAUGCCUGUUGAAGUGGUGCAGUUUUGUUGGAAGUAUAAUCUGGUUCGUCUGCAAGAUUUGUUCAAAUCGGAAGGGUGUGAUGCGAAAUUGAGAUUAGAUGGAGAUGGAAAGCCAUAUGUUACUGAUAAUAUGAAUUACAUUGUGGAUUUGUAUUUCAAGACUCCGAUUAAGGAUGCAUGGGCUGCUGGAAAGGAGAUAUCGGCUUUUGAAGGGGUGGUGGAACAUGGGUUGUUUCUGGAUAUGACCACCGCUGUGAUCAUCGCCGGAAAAGAUGGAGUUAGUGUGAAGAGCAAGUGA
This is a messenger RNA of Lactuca saligna, 864 nucleotides long. The record is from the annotation of a GenBank genome assembly. Lineage: Eukaryota; Viridiplantae; Streptophyta; Magnoliopsida; Asterales; Asteraceae.